AUGGAUUCAAAUAUUGAUAAAGAACAGACUUCGAUAGAAUUCGAAGAAAAAGAUGAUGAUGAAUCAAAAAUAGCUGAUAUACAAAUAAAUCCUGUGACAAUCAUGACUUCAGUACCACAGUUUGAACCUGUUGAUGAUAGUCAGGAAACUUCUCUUGAAACAAUAAAUCCUGAUGUAUCAAAAAAUCAAUUAUCAGAAGAUGUUCUAACAUUACCAUUAAAUCCUGAUAUAUCAUCACCGAAUCUUUUUGUAUCAUCAUUAAAUCAAAUUGAUCAUCAAAAAUCUUCAAAUUUUUCUAUCGAUAAUCGAUCGAUUGCUGCUUGGGUUGAAUCAACAACAACAGAAACAAUACCAGCUAUACUUGAACGAUCACCAUCACUUCCGUCAACAUUAAUUGAACCAAUAGUAACACGUAGUCGUGGAAAUUCAACUGUAUCAACAAUAUGUGAUCAACUACAAUCAGUUAAUUCGGAAACACUGACUGCACAUCAAGUCUCUUUUUCAAAUGAUUUGCAACGUAGUUUAUCAAUGCCAGUAAAUGAUCAAUAUUAUCGUAAUGAUGAUGAUGAAUUAAUUAUUUCAGCGAAUGAACAAGAAACAGAAGAUAUGUCAACAAAAUUUCUUCCUGUACCUGAUUCAGAAGAGUCAGAAGUUGAAAAAAAAACAAAACAAUUAUCACCACAGAAAGAAGAACAAAUUAAAUUUCAAGGUCGAUCACCAACAACUCAACAAAAGCCAAAAAAAUCACCUAGUGUGUCUUUUCAUGCAUCUGUUUCAUUUGAAACCAAUCAUAAACCAGUAGUACCACCACAUCGACGACGACGUAUUUCAUGGAAUACAAGUAAAACUAAAACACCUUUAUUUCUACGUUCACAAUCUUCCAUGGUAAAUUCACAACCACCAUCAUUACAUUCUCAAAUUCUUCGUAAACAAUUUAAAACAUCUCUUUCAAUGCCUAAUGGUGCUUAUCAUGUUUCUGACGAUACAACAAGACAAUCAUCAUGCAUAUCUGAUAAUGUUUUCUAUUCAACAUCUCAUACACAUUCAUCUUCAAUACACAGUCAUUCGAAUUGUUCUCCAGAUAUGCAUUUCACAGCUCUUCCAUCAUCUAAUUCUUAUCGUUCAUCAGAUCGAAGUGGUAUUGCAUCAACAAAUUUAGAUACACCUUCAUCUGAUCAUCCUCGAACAAUAAGUACAAAUGAUAAUCAAACAACCGAUGGAAAGAAUAUACAUCAUCAACAUCGACGAAAUCAUCCAACAUCAACAACAUCAUCUGGAACACCAAGUACAGAAAGUUUAUCAUCAUCAAGUGAUGGUGGAAUUCAUUUUUUUACUAAGAAAAUGGAAGCUUUACAAGUUGAUAAAGGUACAGGAAAAGGUCCCAUUGAUAAAAAACGAGAUGUUUUAAAAAAGCUAAUGUGGUUACUUGAAAAAAGACCAACAAUUAACCCUCAAUCUACUUCUGGAUGUCGAAAAUCAUUUAGUCCACCAAAACAGCAACAUCAAAAAUCAACACCAAAACCAUUUAUUGAAUCUUGUUCAACAUUACAUUCGAAUAAUGUACCUAAUCUUACAUCACGUACUGAACCUGAUAAUAUAUCAAAAACUUCUACAAAUACUUAUUCAAGUUCAAAUGAAUAUUCUAAUACACAUACUUCAAUAGUAUCUUCACAACCGUCAAAUAAUGAUUCUAUGACUCAUACUUAUUCAUCUACACGUAAUGUUCAUUCAGAUUCAAGUGCAACUGCUACAUUUAUAAAUACAAAAUCUGUAACAAAAAAUUUAUCAAAUACAACAACACCAAUUUCAUCUUCAGUUCAUCUUCAUCGAAAACGUAUACCACAUCGUCGUAAUCUUAGUGGAUUUGCAGCUGUUACACGUGAUCGUAGAAAUUCAUUUGGUAAAUCAGAACAAGGAGCUAUUUCACAAGCAUCACAACAAGAACAAGAACAAACAUCACCAUUGAAUCGUAAUACAGAAGCUAUUCUUAAUGAACAUUUAACAAUGAUUAAUGAAUUACUUUCAAAUUAUUCAUAUAAUACUGGUUUACAAUAUUCAUCACAAAAUUCAUCUAUUCGUGAUUAUCUUUAUACACGUUUACAUGAAUUUUCACAAAAAAAUCCAAUGACUGAACGAUGUUCAAAAGUUGAAAUAAAAUCUUUUAUUGAUUUAAUAAGUAGUUUUCAAACGAAUCGAGCACAUCAUUAUGAAUUUUUAAGUGAUAGCGUUAAAGAUUUAUUAAGAUCAAAUAAUGAUGGAAUAUAUUCUUCAAAUAUAUAUGAUGAAAGUGAAGAUGAUAUAAUUAAGGAUGGUCAUAUGGCUAGUAAUGAAUCAUCAAACACAUCAUCACCACCAUUCACACGUUAUACAAGCACUGAAUCAAAAUAUGAUGUUAAUGAUGAUGAUAUAUCAUAUAAAGAUCAUCCAUUACGUUUUUUUCGUACAUUAACACAAGAUUAUAUUACUGAUUGUGAACGAACUGAAAAUGAUUUAAAAGAAAUAUUUGAUUUAGCUGAUCAACAACAUAUACUUUAUUGUUUAAAACAUGUUGAUAGUGGUUAUACAAAUGAUGCAUUAGCAGUAUUUCAUCGUCAUCUUGAUGCACUUUUUGUUUGGUAUAAUCUAUAUUAUGAAUUAACAAUAUCAGUUAAAAAAAUCAGUGGUCUAUUACGUUGUGAUGAUUGUGAUGAUUGGCCAAAGUUACGUUUUCGUUCUAUAGCAACAAAUCGUGAACGAAAAGCUAAACGAGCAGCUAAAACUGAUGUUCAUUAUUAUUCAUCAAGUGAUGAAGAUGAAUAUGAUGAUGAUCAUGAGGAUGAUGAUGAAAUAGAAAUAGCAGAAGAAAGUGAAGUAGAAGAUGAAGCUGAAAAUGGUGAUGAUAGUGAUAUUCUACCAAAAACUCGUUGGCCUGAAGAACCACUUGAUUAUUUCUCUCGUCUUAAAAUUUCUGAUGAAUCAAAUCCAAAUGAAACAAGUCCAAAAAUCAAAAAGCUAAGUCGUAUUGGUUGUUAUCGAAAUUUUGUUUAUUAUAUGGAUAAACGUUCUUAUCAAGUUAAAUAUGAUGGUUUAGCAAGAACAUUAAUCGAACGUGUUGCACCAGUUCUUGUUAAAACUCGUUUUGCUUUAUUACAAGCUAAUGAUAGACGUAAAUUAAAAGCUGAACAAGUUCUUACUGGUUUAUUAUUAUGUGAUUGUCAAUUAUCAAAUAUCAAUAAAUUAGAAAGUAAAACAAAUGCUAAUAAUGAUGAAACUGAAGAUAAACUUGUUGAUACAGAUAAUCCUGUUGAUGAAGAUUCAACAAUAAAUUUAAAUAUUGGAGAAAUGACUAUUGAAAAAUGGCUUUUUCAUGUAUUAAAAUCAUGUCCAACACUUAAAACAAUAUGUUCAUAUACAGAAGAUAUAUUAAAACAUAAUUGGCUUGAAUUACAUCAACAAUUAGGUUUACCAUCAUUAUUACCAUUAUAUUUUUUUAUUCUUAAUGUUUUACUUGAUGUUAUGAAUGAAUGUUUAAUACUUUAUAAUAAACCUUAUAUGAAUAAUGAUACAAUUGAAAUCGAUUCUCUUUGUCGACAACAACUUGUUCGUGAAGCAAAACUUGUUUUAAGAGAUGCAUUAGCUACUCGUUUAUAUAGUGUACGUAUGAUGGAACAAUUUAUUUCUCAUCGUCAAAUAGUUAAUGAACUUGCAGUAUUUGAUGAAAAUACGAUUAAACUUUAUACGCAUUAUAAACAAUUUUUAAAUACAGUUUGUAUUAAUCGAUCAUUUGGUACACAUGAUGAAGAUACUAUGAUUAUGAGUAAUUACGGAAAUACUGAUUUAUAUUAUUAUGUUGAUGAAGAAACAUCUGAAUUAAUUAAAGAAUAUUAUUUUUCUCGAGAUUUAACAGUAACAUUAGGAAAUCGUAAUGAAAUUCGUGAUUUAUGUAUUGAAUUUAGUGCAUUAACACAACGAAUAUUAACACAAUUAAAAGAAGAGUUAAAUGGUAAAACUGAAAAAUAUUAUCAAGCAUUUGCUAUUGAUAUGAGUAAUACAUCAAAUAUCAGUGAUGGAACUUAUUCAGCUGAUGUAAUCUGUGAAACAAUCAAAGUACCAUCGUUUGUUACAUCAAGUAGUGUUCCACCUGAUUUAUAUCGUAGUGAAACAUUACUAUCUGAUUCAACAACAUCAUUUUCUGAUCAAAAGAAAAAUGAUAUUAUUUCCAGUACACGUGAAUUUCGUCGAGAUUUUGAUACUAUUAAACAACGUGCAACACGUGUUUGUCAUUUAGCUAAAACUCUUAUUGUUGAUUUUACAAUUGCAGCUGAAUUUAAAUGUGUUAAUCAUCAUGAUGUUUGGCAACGACUUCUACAAUAUUCUUAUACUCAAAUUAAGAUUUAUUUGAAUAGAAGUGAUGUCGAUGAUUUUGAUAAUUUUUAUGUAUUCGUUCCGCCUUGGUUAUCAACAGAUAAAGACCAAGUUGAAAAAUUGUUAAGCAUUAUAUGUUCUCAACAAAUUUCACCAGAUGAACCUUGUAAAGCACCUAAAGAAACGCCUCCUCCAUUCUAUAUGAUCUUUUUACCUAAGAAAAGUUUUUCUCGACAAAGUUCUCCAUGGACUGGAGAUAUUUUACCUAUUCAACCAAGUGAAAGUACAAAAUUAGCAUUAAAUUCUAUUGAACUUUGUUCAUUACAUUUGGUUGUUAAUCGAUUUGAUCAUUGGCAAAAGGCUGUUGAUUUAUUUCAUAUACAUGCUGGAUUAACUAAUAUUCAACUAAUUAGAAAAUUACCUCGUGAUGAAGAUAUUCGUUUAACAUUUGAUCAAUUACCUGAACAUAUUGAAAAAUUAUGUACUACAUUAACUAAUCUUGUUCGUACAUUAAAUACAAUUUGGGAUCAAGAUUCAACGAAAAUAUAUCUUACAGAAAUUGUUAAAUUUGAUGAACAUACCAUUGAAUCAAAAUUAGUUGAUCUUGUUUUAUAUAUAUAUAAUUCUGGUUUUGAUCUUUUUCGUGUUUUAUGUGAACUUAUAUUAACAAUAUCAACAGAAAAUGAUGCAACAUUUGAAAAAUUUGUUAGUACAAUGAAUGAAUUUUUUUGUGCAUGGUGUAAAUGUGUUACAAAAAAAUUUAAAUAUACAUCAUUACAACAAACACGAACAGAUAAAUAUAAAGUUUUCCGACCAAAAUGGCUUUCACCAGGAAUGGGUUUUCUACGUUUUUUAGCAAAAUCCAAUCAUUUGGAAUUACUUUCCGAUGAUGAUUAUAAAAAAUUAACUAAAGAAAUGCCAGCUGCUCUUGAUGUUUUAUAUGGAAAUGUGAAGAUUAAUUAUGAUUUACUAACGACAAAAGUUCGUUCAAAUAGUUUUUCAUCAACAUCACCAAAUUUAAGUCGAUCACGUCAUUCUUCACAAACAAGUGGACAUCGUAGAAUUGAAAGUUUCACGACACCUCAUGAACGUAUUGUAGACAAAAUAAAAAAUCUUGAAAAUAAUUUAGAAAAAAGCCUUCGUGAACGUAAACAAAUUGGUCAAAUAUAUAAUAGUACAACAACAAUGAAUGGUAUCAUUCCAGAUCCUGUUAUAUCCUUAAAAAUGCGUAAUAUUGAUUUUCCAUGGCGUCGUGGUACACGUAUUGGACAAGGUGGUGCUGGUGUAGCGUUUCGUGCAAUAAAUUGUUCAAAUGGUUCGAUUGUAUGUAUGAAAGAAAUACAAUUAUCAUCAAUAACAUCACGUUCAUUACCAAAUACAUAUCCUGGAAAACUUCGACGUAUUGCAGAAGAAAUUGAUAUGAUUAUGUCAAUUAAUCAUCCAAAUAUUGUACGAUAUUUUGGCAUAGAAAAAUAUAGAAGAACAAUUUAUAUUUGUAUGGAAUAUUGUUUAUCAACAGUAAAUGAAUUUCUUAAUGAUAUUCGGUCAUUUCAAAAACGUGCACAUACAAAAAGAAAAAAUGAUAUUUUAUGGAAUGAUUCAAGUGAUCAAGAUGAAGAUUUGAGUACGGGAAAUAUUCGUUUAAAUUCUUCACUUGAUGUUAAUGAACAUGUACGUGGAUUUGUUAAUCAACUUUUAAAAGCUUUAAUGGUUUUACAUGAACAUUCCAUUGUACAUUGUGAUGUUAAAGGUGAUAAUAUUUUUAUUGCUAAUGAAAAUGGAAAUUAUAUUGUUAAAUUAGGUGAUUUUAAUUUAUCACAUCGACUUGAACUUGAAUCACCAUCAUCAGAUGGUAGUAAUUCACGUAGUACACAAAAAGGAACUAUAUAUUUUAAACCGCCGGAACCCGAAUAUGUUUAUAAAUCUGAUAUAUGGGCACUUGGUUGUACCGUAAUAGAGAUGUUAACUGGCAAAUUACCAUGGACAAAUGUAACACGUCCACCUGAAGAUCAAAUCUAUAUACAAAAUCAAUUAUUAGCAAAAAAAGGACCACCGAUUCCAGACGAAUUAAAAAAUCAAAAACAAGCAUAUGAGUUUAUUGAAUUAUGUUUGAAACCUGAUCUUGAAGAACGUCCAUCAGCUAGAGAUUUACUUAUUCAUCCGUAUCCUCGUGUUCGAACUGUCUGCAGUAUAAAUGCUCAAAAAUCAAUUACCUGGGCAGGAUAUCAAUGGUUCCUGCGUGACGAUCAAAAUAGUGGACCCGGUCCAAACAACUGGAAUUCAAAUAAUGUUUGGGUCGAUGACAAUGGUAAACUUCAUUUGAAACUUAGUUAUUCAGGUAGAAAAGGUGGAUGGACAUGUGCUGAAUUAUAUACCAAUGUAAAAUUUGGUUUUGGCACUUUUCGAUGGUUUGUAGAAGGAGCCAUUGAUAAAUUUGACCCUAGGGUAGUGUUGGGUCUGUUUACUUAUGGAGGUGUUGAUGGUACGAAUGAAAUUGAUAUUGAAGUAGCUAAAUGGGGUCGAACAGAAUUAGUAGCAUCGAAUUAUUUUUAUACAGUCUAUCCACAUACAUUGGGUAUUGCUCAACCAGUAUCUAAUGGCACACGUAUAUCUUUGCAAGGAACUUACACGACUCAUCAAUUUACUUGGACCUCUGAUAAGAUUUCUUUCCUAGGUCAACAUGGUUUUAUGACUUCACCAACUGAAAAUAGGUUUUAUUCAUACCAAACACCAACAGCAUUUGCACCAUCAAUUCCUUAUACUAGUGCUCCUCUGCAUAUGAACUUAUGGCUCUUCCAAGGUAAACCACCAAUGAAUGGUCAAACGGUGGAAAUAGUUAUCAUGACUUCAAGUAUACCAAAGCAUAGUGGUUUACUAGUGAUACAUAUAGUUUAA
Rotaria sp. Silwood1 is the source of this 7239-nucleotide messenger RNA. The record is from the annotation of a GenBank genome assembly. Lineage: Eukaryota; Metazoa; Rotifera; Eurotatoria; Philodinida; Philodinidae.